Molecule: messenger RNA, 3482 nt
Organism: Dryobates pubescens (Downy woodpecker)
Lineage: Eukaryota; Metazoa; Chordata; Aves; Piciformes; Picidae
Gene: MAP7
Product: microtubule associated protein 7
Exons: 19
Coding region: 500-2854 (784 amino acids)
Biological process (GO): microtubule cytoskeleton organization
Cellular component (GO): microtubule cytoskeleton
Source: RefSeq, a predicted model, not a curated record
GCAAGCGUGCGGGAGGGAGACAGCGUUCCUGGGGCCGGCUCGCUGCAGCUGAGGAGACAGAACUCAGACCCUCUUUGAUUAGGAUGUGUCAGUGUUGUCAGGGCAACUGUUAACAGUGGCGUAUCAUAUUUUGUCCUUGUGCUGCGUGCUGAAUAUUGUAGUGUGCUGUAGCUGGAAGAGAGUUGCCGAGGGAAAGGUGCUGCAGCACGGAACCUGGAGCUGUGGGCUACGAUCUGACUGAGCAGGUUAAGACAGCGACGAGCAGCAUCCAAAGCAAUGUGCCUUUAACUGGGGCUUUUCCUGAAGGUGGGGAAAGACUUCAAGCCUUUUGCUGCCGACUGGAUAGUGGCAUUUGUCAGCUGUUUGCAGACUGCUUAUCCAUAGGGGAUCUAUUACAAGUGCUCAAAUGAACAGACAGCGCUGCAGCUAGCAGCUAACCAGGGGCUGCAGUUUCCUAGUUGUUGUGGGUUUUUUUUAAUAAGCAAGAGGCAGCAGCAACAUGACUGGUUCAAUUGCUGCUCUCCGACAAGAGAGGCUGAAGAAAAGUGCCAGGCCAAAUCCCCCGGGUUUAUUCACCAUUAACGAAGAGGAUGAGCAGCAAAAGAACGGGAAUUCCAAAAGACCAAAAGCAACUGAAGGUUCUAAAAUACAAGACAAGAAAGUUACUUCAGGACAAAGCAACACUGGAACUAAGCCAGAUCAUCCAACAAUACUUAAGGUUGAUGACAGGCAACGGCUUGCUAGAGAACGGAGAGAAGAACGAGAAAAACAGCUAGCUGCAAGAGAAUCCAUCUGGUUAGAAAGAGAAGAGAGAGCCCGGCAACAUUAUGAAAGACACCUGGAGGAACGCAGAAAGAAGCUAGAAGAGCAGAGAUUAAAGGAAGAGAGAAGGCGAGCUGCCGUAGAGGAAAAGCGAAGGCAGAGACUAGAAGAAGAUAAGGAACGACAUGAGGCUGUUGUACGUCGCACAAUUGAAAGAAGCCAGAAGCCAAAACAAAAGCAAAACAGGUGGUCCUGGGGAGGAGCACUGCACAGCCGCAUUAAUAACUCAGGUUAUUUUUUUGAAUCAUCAUUCACCUUUCUCGAUUUAGCAGGCCUGGAGCACCACUUCAGAUCUCUGGGUGGUGCUAGAAAACCUGAUCCAGACAGGCGAUCUGUUUCAACAAUGAACCUUUCGAAACAUGUUGAUCCAGUCAUUAACAAGCGGCUCUCCUCCUCAUCUGCAACAUUACUAAAUUCUCCAGACAGAGCUCGCCGUCUGCAGCUCAGUCCAUGGGAGAGCAGCAUCGUUAGCAGGCUCCUGACGCCCACUCACUCAUUCCUGGCCAGAAGUAAAAGCACUGCUGCAUUGUCUGGAGAUGCAGUUAUCCCCAUUUGUCCCCGUUCAGCAUCUUGCAGCCCCCUCAGUCCUCUGUCCUACAAGACCAUGAGCUGUAGGAAUUCAGAGCGAGCAAAACUUUAUGCCUCUACUGAUGCUGUUGGACGUAGGAGAACAACGCAUCUGGCGGGGACUGACAAAAAAGAAAAAGAGAGAGACCAUUUGUCAUCCAGCUUCUCAGCCAGCUUUAAAGGAGGUCAUUUUUCUUCCAACCCCAAAGCUAGAUCACCAGCUCCCUCUCCAGUUUGGCAUGCAUCAAAGUCUUUGCCUUUUUUGCCUGGCACACCCAAGCAGAUAACUUCCCCACCUGGUUGCUCCAAAGUUUCCUCUACUCAGGCACGUCCUCCUUCUCCUGGCAACAUCCGGCCAGUCAAAAAGGAGGUCAAACCAGAGACUGAGAAGAAAAGACCAGAAAAGGAAGUUGAAAAGGCCAGUGAGGAGAGGACAGAAGAGAGUAAAGGAGAAUCUGCAAAGGAAAAUCUCACUAUCCAGGCAGAGCUCACUCAAGCAGCUAGCCCAUCCCUACCUCCUGCUCCACCAGUUCUUUCUCCACCACCAGUCCCCACAAAGACCUCUGCAGGUACAACUGACCCUGAAGAAGCAACAAGGCUGUUGUCUGAGAAGAGGCGCCUUGCCCGUGAGCAGCGGGAACGGGAGGAGCAAGAAAGGAGGGAGAGAGAGGAACUUGAAAGGCAAAAGAAGGAGGAGCUAUCACAGAGGAUAGCUGAAGAAAGAGCAAGGCGAGAAGAGGAGGAAGCUCGCAGGCAGGAAGCAGAACAGAAAAGAAAGGAUGCGGAGGAGGAGCGGGAAAAGGAAGAGCGUCUGCGCCGACAGGCAGAAGAGAGAGAACAGAAGGAGAAAGAAGAGAUGGAGCGCAUUCAAAAACAGAAAGAAGAGGAGGCUCGCCAGCGGGAAGAGGCAGAGCGGAUUCGAUUAGAGCGUGAGAAGCAUUUCCAAAGAGAAGAGCAGGAGCGCUUGGAAAGGAAGAAGAGGCUUGAGGAGAUCAUGAAGAGAACUAGGCGUGUAGAAGCUGUCGAUAAGAAAACCAGUGACCAGCAAAAUGGACAUAUAUCAAAGGCAAAUAGCACUGGGGAAGCAGUGAUAACCAGUCCUGCAUCUCCCUUGGAACCUGCGGGAGGAUCUCAGCUUCAGCAUGAAACGCAGUCUCCGCACAAUGGGCAGCCCAUCACCUGCUCACAUGUGAUUGUUUCACACCAAGCCCCUCUAAGCAUGGACAGCAAUCUCAAUCCAGAGAAAAAUGCGAAUGAAAACGGAAUGUCUAUGCAGAAUGAUAGCUUUGAAGAGAUCAUAAACCUGCCUAUUGGUUCUAAACCAUCCCGGGUGGAUGCCAUGAACAAUGAUGGAAGCAAUAGUUCUGAGAUUCCUUUGAAUCCAAUUCUAGCCUUUGAAGAGAAGGGGACUCUUUUGCCUCAGGUAGAUAGUGUUCAAACACAUCAAACAGCAGAAGUGAUCUGAUUGUUUCUUCUGAAGAACCAAAGGUGAUGUGAGCAUCUCUGCAGUCAGUGGAAUUUCUUCCAUGCUAUGAAGGAGUUUUAUUUUUUUUUCUCUCCAGUUUUCUAAAGAUUUCUUGAGUAUCUUUUUUGGAAGAACUUUAGUAAAACCAGCAGAAGAAAUGAUGGGAAUAGACUUGGAUCACGUUUCUACUAGCUUUCAUCACUAGAGAAAUCAUGCUUCACCUGCAUUACGCAAUAUGGCUUUUUCCAACAAGCUUUUUUUCCGUUAGUCAAUGGAGAUUUCUGCAUUCCUGAAGACACAAGACACUGGAAUCUGAAAGCAAUGAGCUGAUUUGGGUGGUGGGACUGAUGUAUUAGUUGGGGGUUUUUUUAAAGGUGGGUGUUGGUUUAAGAGGCAUGAUUGUAAAAUUGGCAAAGAAUCUUUUACACUUCGUGGUUCUAAUACUUGAAACACAAAUACCUCAUUGCUCUACAAGUAGAGCUGCCGGGGUGUUUCAUUUAAACCUGGUGGUUUAAAUAUUAUUGCAGAGAACUCUAAUUAUGGGGGCAAAGUCUAGGCUUCUGUAUUAGGUUCUUGUAAAUGUAAUUCCUACAGGGACAUUCUGUAAAUGGAGAUGUCACUCUGAUCU